This is a messenger RNA of Solanum pennellii, 1236 nucleotides long. Its product is annotated as E3 ubiquitin-protein ligase AIRP2. Gene Ontology annotation, molecular function: ubiquitin protein ligase activity. Lineage: Eukaryota; Viridiplantae; Streptophyta; Magnoliopsida; Solanales; Solanaceae. Gene Ontology annotation, cellular component: cytosol. Gene Ontology annotation, biological process: protein ubiquitination. The record is from RefSeq and is a predicted model, not a curated record. The transcript is spliced from 5 exons. The coding region runs from base 345 to 1070 and encodes 241 amino acids.
GGUCGAAAAAGGGAAAUUAGUUAAAAUUGACGUUCAAUAUCAGCCCUAAGCAGAGCAUCAACGGUGUUGUACAAAAGCCAUGACACUUCAUAAUUUUUACUCAAUUGUUGAGAUUUUUUUUUCUUCAGUAUAAGCAGGAAGAAGCGUGCUGUGCAAGGCAAAUUGUUGUUUUUGAGUGAGCUGCGUCUCUAUACAACCACCCGGGGCCCCUCUUUCACCUUCUUCUUCAUCGCUUCGAUCGAAUAAUCUGCAGUUUUUUUUUUGGUUGAUCAAAUCAGUAUAUAACAGAGUGGAAGAGGCUUUUGUUUUGUUUUGUUGUUGAAUGGGAAUAUAAAAUAGGAGUGAUGAGGAAGUCUUUUAAAGAUUCACUCAAAGCACUUGAAGCUGAUAUUCAGCAUGCUAAUACUCUGGCUUCGGAUUAUCCAAAAGAAUAUGAUGGUGCUAGCCUUCAGAUGAGACUAUCGUACAGUCACUGUGCUCAUAUAUUUCUGUUUCUUGUUCAGUGGACUGACUGUCACUUUGCUGGUGCUCUAGGAUUGCUUAGGAUCCAUAUUUAUAAGGCUUAUGAGGAUGGUAACACAAGCAUGUAUAUUCAUGAGAGAAAAGCUAGUAUAAAACAGUUCUAUGGGGUGAUAUUUCCCUCUUUGUUGCAACUUCAAAGGGGAAUCACUGACAUUGAUGAUAGGAAGCAACGAGAGUUGUGUGCAACCAAAUACAGAAGAGGAGAUGAGACGAGCAAAGGUAAGCUGUCUGAAAUCGAAAUAGAGAGGGAGGAGGAAUGCGGUAUCUGCAUGGAGAUGAAUACAAAGGUUGUGUUGCCCUCCUGCAAUCACUCUUUAUGCAUGAAGUGUUAUAGAAAUUGGCGUGCCCGAUCUCAGUCAUGCCCUUUCUGUCGAGAUAGUCUAAAAAGGAUGGAUUCCGGAGAGCUUUGGAUAUACACCAACAUAUGUGACAUCAAAGACUUGUCCACAAUAACGAGGGAAAAUAUGACGACACUUCUCAUGUACAUCGAUAAAUUGCCUGCCGUCUAUCCAGAUCCAGCACUUGUCUCUGCUCAUCAGAAUUAUUGAUAUACAAUACUUAGGUUAAGUAGGUAGUACAUACCAGGCAUUCUGUUUGUAUAUAAUUUUUUUUUGAACAUUCACAUAUGUACAGUUUUCUGGCCAUUACCAGCAAAUCUUGAUAUGUUGAUUGCACCAUAUUUUUCAUUUCUUAAAGAAGCAUUUCUUACUUGUC